GGCGUGGCAUUCUCAAAAUACCUUCACGUCUGCUCGAUCGGCGGUAGUUCCUCCGAAUGCUUUAAUGUAGCGCUAAGGCUUAGACAAUUGUGCACGAUACGCACGCGGGCUGACGGCCGCACUAUGGCCACCCACGUUGGAUAUAUAACGACGGAUCGCUGCUGCUGCCUCUGUAUUCUCUGUUCCUGAACCGAUCCUCAACUGCACCUGUUUACUUAAGCUGUACCACUUAUCUUACUGCCACAAUGUCUCUACACUCCACAACCUCCGCGUCUAGAGACGCCGGGAAUGAUCUGGAGAUGGCAAUGACCACUGAAGAGUACGAGAGGGAAUAUGAGGGCGCAGCAAUCGAGCCUGUCGCUUCCAUUUUCUCAACAGACAAGAAAUAUGCUCAACUCGAAUGGGAUAGCCCCGAUGACCCUGAUAAUCCGCAGAACUGGAGUGCUGCCCGUCGAUGGUAUUAUACCUUUGUGGUCGCCUGGAUGUGUCUCGUUGUCACAUUCGGUUCGUCAAUUUAUGUCGCUGGUGCUACUAGAAUGGUGCUCGAACUGGGAGUAUCUCGGGUAGUGGCUUUCCUCGGUCUAUCUCUCUACCUGGUCGGUCUGGCCUUCGGACCUGCCAUCGCAGCUCCUAUCUCCGAGACCCAAGGACGGUCUGUUGUCUACUACAUUUCCAUCCCCUUGUCGAUGCUCUUCACCACGGGUGUUGGCAAGGCUCAGAACAUCGGCACCGUUCUCGUUUGCCGUUUCUUUGCCGGCUUGUUUGCUUCCCCAGUGCUUGCUGUUGCCGGCGGCACUAUCCAAGAUAUGUGGCCAAUGCACAUGGUCGGCCUCGCCAUGGCUGGUUUCUGUCUCGCGCCUUUCGCAGGCCCCGUGUUGGGUCCUAUCAUUGGCGGAUUCUUGGAAGAGAAGAAGAGCUGGCGCUGGACAAUGUGGGUGCUCCUUAUGUUUUCUGGAGCCGUCUUGCCGCUUAUCGCUUCGCUCAAAGAGACAUACAAGCCUGUGAUUCUUAAGCGUCGCGCAAAGAAGCGUGGUCUUACUUUGCCACCCAGUAUGCCUCCUGGUCAAGCAUUGAAGCUGCUAUUCUCGGUCACCUUGCUCAAGCCAUUCGUGCUGCUCUUCACCGAGCCUAUUGUGUUUGUGCUCUCUGUCUACAUGGCGUUCGUCUUUGCCGUUCUCUUCGGAUUCUUUGAGGCAUUCCCCUAUGUGUUCAAGGUAGUCUACGAAUUCACUCCCGGACAGCAAGGUCUUGCAUUUUUGGGAAUCGGCGUCGGCCUGCUUGGCGGUACAAUCUUCUACAUCUACAUGGACAGAAAGCACUAUGCUCCCGCCAUGCGUCAGCCCGUCUUUCCCGCCGCAGAGUCGCGAUUGCUACCUGCCAAGGUCGGCGCUGUUGCACUUCCGAUCGGUUUGUUCUGGCUUGCCUGGACAUCGAAGAAGAGCGUGCACUGGAUCGUUCCUAUCCUUUCUGGCGUCCCAUUCGGCUUCGCGCUGAUCUUGCUGUUCUUCACAGUCAUCACCUACUUCUCCAUGUGCUACCCCGCCAUCGUCACCGCAUCCGCUAUCGCGGCUAACAACAUGGCUCGGUACUUGAUGGCAGCUGCCUUCCCGUUGUUCACCAUCCAAAUGUACAACAAGAUGGGAAUCGACUGGGCUACCAGUUUCUACGCCUUCUUUGCUUUGGCACUCAUGCCCGUUCCGUGGGUCCUGGAGAGAUACGGCGCCCGUCUUCGGGCCGCCUCAAGGUCAAAUAAGCAGGCCAGAGCCGCCGCCGCCCAGGCUGCUGCUGCUGCUGCCGCUGACCAGCAGGAGACCGAGAAGGAGAGUGACGUCUCGAGCUCGAAUUAGGACAGCUUGUGAUACCUUUGUGUUUUUGGGA
Myxozyma melibiosi is the source of this 1878-nucleotide messenger RNA. Its product is annotated as major facilitator superfamily domain-containing protein. Gene Ontology annotation, cellular component: plasma membrane. Gene Ontology annotation, biological process: transmembrane transport; spermine transport; spermidine transport. The transcript is spliced from 2 exons. The record is from RefSeq and is a predicted model, not a curated record. Gene Ontology annotation, molecular function: spermine transmembrane transporter activity; spermidine transmembrane transporter activity. Lineage: Eukaryota; Fungi; Ascomycota; Lipomycetes; Lipomycetales; Lipomycetaceae. The coding region runs from base 246 to 1847 and encodes 533 amino acids.